AUGGAUUUGCGAAUACUCUAUUUAACCCUAUCGACACUGCAGGUGAUACACGCGUAUUGUUCGGUCAGUGAAGUUCAAUGCACAUAUAUAUUGAAUUGUGUGGAUCAAGUUGAUGUGAGUAUUUAUGAAUUUCAAAAUCCACCAAAUGGACAGUAUCGAGAUGUCGAGUGUCAACCAGCUGUGACAUACAAUGGACAUCACUAUUAUAAUGUGGAAUUUGUCUUCGAACAGUCUGAUGUGUCUCUUGAACCGUCACUAAGCAUCAUUAACGUCUCAAGUAAUAAACUGAAAACCUUACCAUUAGGUUUAUUUAAGAACAAUAUUUUGAAUUAUAUAUUCACUGAAAAUAAUUUAGAGGGUUCACUGGUUAAAGGCAUGUUAGAACACGUUGAUGCUGAAAAAUUAGAUUUUAGUUAUGAACGUUUGACCGAAAUACAAAACUACGCUUUUUAUAACCUCACCAAGCUUAAAGUUCUACUUCUAAAUUCCAAUAGAAUCAAAACUGUGUGUAACAACAGCUUCGAAACUUUAAUAAAUUUGGUGGUCCUUAACUUAUCUGAUAAUCAAAUAAGUAACUUAAACUUUAAUAAAAAAGAUUAA
This is a messenger RNA of Arctia plantaginis, 600 nucleotides long. NCBI's taxonomy places the organism in Eukaryota, Metazoa, Arthropoda, Insecta, Lepidoptera, Erebidae. The record is from the annotation of a GenBank genome assembly.